GCGUGGCCUACGCCACGUCACAUCCGGUCCUUGCGAGUGGAACCCGCGCGAUGAAGUGCGUGUUCGUUACCGUAGGGACCACCUGCUUUGUCGACCUCAUUGCGCGUGUCUCGGCGCACGAGAGUCUGCAAAUAACCAAGAGCUUUGGUUACAACCAACUUGUCCUCCAAACUGGCAGAGGAACUGUAGUACUCGAACCGUUCAGUGCUGAGUCUUUUACUCUGAAUGUUUACAGGUACAAGGAUUCCUUGAAAGAAGACCUUCAGAAAGCAGAUCUUGCUAUUAGUCACGCAGGUAUUGGUAGGUGCAGGAAGCUGGAGACUCUGGAAAAAGGAAAGCCUGUGGUAGUUAUAAAUGAAAAGUUGAUGAAUAUCAACUGGAAUAAUCAGCUGAAAUUGGCAAAGCAGCUGUACAGAGAGGGGCAUCUCUUCUACUAUACUUGCAGGGUCCCGACCUAUCCUGGGCAAGCCAGUUUUGCUUCUGCUCCUGCGAAGUGCCGAGGUUCUGCAGUGCUGACUCCAACUGCCUUCUCCUGCCUAGACCUGGGGCUGUUUUCCAGAUAUCUGCAUAAACGGCCCUUGUCACUCCUACUCAUUCCUCCCUGCAUCCUGCUUUUUUUCUUUUUGCCACACUUUGUUCCUUCUUCUGCCCUGCUACGACCCUGCACAAUGAAUAAAGGAUGGAAAAAGUACUGCGGCCAGAAGUCUCUGAGUGAGACAUCAAUGGAUGAAUAUUUAGGCAGCUUAGGGCUGUUUCGAAAGCUGACUGCCAAGGAUGCCUCUUGUCUCUUUCGGGCUAUUUCGGAGCAGUUGUUUUGCAGCCAGGUCCAUCAUUUGGAAAUCAGGAAGGCUUGUGUCUCAUAUAUGAAGGAAAAUCAACAAGCUUUUGAAUCUUAUGUGGAGGGAUCUUUUGAGAAAUACCUGGAACGGUUGGGAGAUCCCAAGGAAAGUGCUGGCCAGCUGGAAAUAAAAGCUCUUUCUCUAAUUUACAAUCGAGAUUUCAUUCUUUAUCGUUAUCCUGGAAAACCUCCAACUUAUGUCACAGAUAAUGGCUAUGAAGACAAGAUUUUGCUGUGCUCUUCCAGUAGUGGUCAUUAUGAUUCUGUAUAUUCAAAACAGUUUCAGUCAAGUGCAGCUGUUUGUCAGGCUGUAUUGUAUGAAAUCCUCUAUAAAGAUGUGUUUGUUGUGGAUGAACAAGUUUUGAAAACUGCAGUUGAAUUGUUUCGAAGUAAUUCCAGGAAGAACAGAAAUAAUGCUCUGACUGCAACUGAUGAUGCCCAUAUCGAUUACAAGAAUUCAACUCCGGAUAGGACUGAGGAGUGGGGUGCCUGCUGCAAUGUUGAAAGUAUACCAGAGGGCUACAAUCAAGGGACAGAAGAAUCAAAGUCUCCAGAAAAUCCAUCAAAGAUGCUCUUCCCCUAUAAGGUGCUCAAAGCCCUGGAUCCAGAAAUCUAUCGUAAUGUAGAAUUUGAUGUUUGGUUGGACAGCAGAAAAGAACUUCAAAAAUCUAAUUACAUGGAAUAUGCUGGGAGGCAGUACUAUUUGGGAGACAAGUGCCAGGUUCGCUUGGAAUCAAGUGGAAGAUACUAUAAUGCUCAUAUUCAGGAAGUUGGAAAUGAAAACAAUUCUGUAACAGUCUUCAUUGAAGAACUGGCAGAAAAGCAUGUUGUUCCGCUGGCUAACCUAAAAGCAGUUACCCAAGUGCCACCUGUUCCUGCCUGGAAUGCUAUGCCCAGUCGGAAAGGAAGAGGUUACCAGAAAAUGCCUGGGGGCUAUGUUCCAGAAAUGGCUAUGGUAGAGAUGGACAUGAAGCAGCGGAAGAAAAUAUUCAAGAAAGUUCGAGGAAAAGAGGUUUAUAUGACAAUGGCUUACAGCAGAGGAGACCCCCUCUUUCCGGCCAGACUUCAGCAUAGCAUGCAUUAUGGGCAUGAGCCUCCAUUGCACUACUCACAGGCAGCUGGCAAUGUUAUGCCUAAUGAACAUUUUCAUCCUCAAUAUUCAUCUCCAAGACAAGGUCGGGGAUGUGGGAUGCCUAGGGAUUCAUCUCACUUUAUCAACAGGCAAAACAUGCCAGGCCCUAAAGUUGGUUUUUAUUCUGGCCCAGGAAAAAGGUGCUGCCAGAACUAUGAUAACUUCUCCUAUAGAUCUCGCUCCUUUAGACGUAGUCACCGCCAGAUGCAUUGUAUGAAUAAGAACUUCCAAUAUGGCUUUGUCCCAGAAAACGGACAGAUGCCCAGGAGCUUGGAAGAAACUGUUACUUUUUAUGAAGUGGAAGAAGGGGGCGAGACUGCUUAUCCAGCUUUACCUAAUCAUGGCGGUCCCUCUACAAUGGUUCCUGCUAAUUCAGGAUACUGUGUUGCAAGGCGAGGACAUAGUACAGGCAAACAGCCUUUGAAUGCAGAAGAGAAUAAUGGUCAGGGUGAUAGUGGGGUAUAUCAUGAAGAAUAUCUUUAUCCUUCAGAGCCAGACUAUGAAACUUCAGGUGUUUACAGCACAACUGCAUCUACAGCAAACUUGUCUCUUCAGGACAGAAGGCCAUGUUCUGUACCUCCUCAGGAUGCAGUUACCUCAUUCAGCUACCCCCAAAAGGAGAUGGGAAAUUCUCCAGUACUUGCAGCUUCCUGUGCCAAUAAUGUUCCAGCUCCAGUUUUAUCUAACUGUACAGCAGCUGAUCAAGCUAGUAGUACCGCUUCAGUUUCCUCACAGAAUACUGUACCACCUCUAUAUGUAUCUACACCUAUACGAGGUAGACCAGUGAUUGUCUCACAGUCCUAUCCAUACCACUCUCCUCCACUUCCUCCUGCUGCUGCUGCUGCCUCUCUACCAGUACCACCACCACCACCACCACCACCUCCACUUCCUUCUCUUGAGAUGGGAGAGGCUUCAAACUUUCCACCACCACCUCCGCCUUACUCCUGUGAUCCAAGUGGCAGUGACCUGCCUCAAGACACAAAAGUUUUGCAGUACUAUUUCAAUCUUGGAUUGCAGUGCUAUCAUCAGAACUACUGGCACUCCAUGGUCUAUAUGCCACAUGUGCAGCAACUCCCUAUAGAGAAUUAUCCAGUGUAUCCUGAGCCACCUCCUCUGAUAGGCCAGACUGUUACUCACACGUACAGUGAAGUAGGGAGAGCAGAUGGCACACAGGCAGAAGCAUCAACAAAUGAUACUUUUCCAAAUGCUGAUCCUGCAUCCAUCCCUCAUGGAGCAGUCUACUAUCCAAUGAUGUCAGAUCCCUAUGGACAGCCACCUUUUUCAGGUUAUGAUGCCUGCUAUCCUGUUGUGCCAGAUUAUACCUGUGUUGCCUCAUGGCAUCCAGUUGGUGCAGUCUAUGGCAGUUCUUCUCAAAUUCAUGGUGCUAUAAAUCCUGGGCCAGCAGGCUAUGUUGCUCCAACUUCCUCAGCUCCUCAUUAUUUACCUCAAAAUAUGUAAGAUUCAACAGUAUGAAGUAUUCUUGCACUGCUAUUUCUUGCUGUUUUGGUUUUUAGAAAGUCUUUUAUGUUAGUGUUUAAAUGGUUUAGGUGGGUAGAAUGGUUACCAUUGUAUCUGUUUUCAAGAAUAUUUUAUCUUUUGAUUUAAAAUACCACAUUAAAGUAAUAUUUCUUUGAGUUGUGAAUGAAGAAAUUGAGUUGAAUGUACAACUAGUCCCACAUUUUAUUCAACUGCUUUCCUAUCAGCUGGCUUGUCAACUUUGAGUUAGCUGAUGGUAACAAUUGAUAAAACGAAUAAGUCAUACAAACUGUUUCCUUAGUUCAGAGAUCACACAUAUUAAAACAUGCAAAAUUGGAAUAACUUGUGCUUUUUUCUAGAAAGCAAAACAAUAAAACCAGAAGCCUUUGCCUCUGGGUGACUCAAUAUUAAAUGAGAGUGUUCUUCAGAUGUCUUAAGAGUUGUCUGAACUGAGCUGUAUUCUGUGGUAAUCAGCUUUGAAGGCACACGGUGCUCUGCUUUAGAUUUAUCCUAUACUAUUGUUUAAAACUGGAUUUAUGUAACUGUUUUACUGCACAGUAUUGAAUUGGUGUCCUUUGCACAGUUAGCAGUAAAUAAAAACUAGCAUUUAAAAUUGCCAAAAUGUGUGAGAUUUUCUUCUAUUUUACUUUUUCAUGGCCACAAAGAGUGUACCAGACAUUUGAUUAUUUCAGCAUGUUUUUUCCCCUGGCAUUUUGGUUGCAAAAGAAUGUGAAUUUAUAGCAUGAACUGGUGGGGGUAGUUGCGGGACCAUUUGAAAUGUCAUUUAAUCUCAGGUCACUGCAAUGCAUACUGCUGUAUCUAGUUCUUUUCUCCUGAGAAUGUUCCUUUUUAGGUUGUAUUUCUGUUUUUCAGAAACAUCUGUAUAAACCCAUUAUGGAACAUUAAUCUAGACUUUCUUAUUGUCCUAUGCUUUGCAGUUUUUCAUCUUGAUGUUUUGUGUUUAGACUUAUCUUGUAUCUCUGAAGGCUUGUCUCUUUCUGCGAGACAGUUCAUCAAUCCAUCUUUCCUUUUCCUUUUCAUCUAUCCAAACACCCCAAGGUGUUCUGUAUUUUGAUCAGUUCUCCUCUGAGGGGUAAUUUGUCCUAAGUGCAUUACUGUAUUUCAUCUGACAGCAGUUUAGAAAGUGUUCUUUGGUUGCCCCAAAACCUACUUUUUUUUUUAAAGUUUUAUUUAUUUGAAAGGCAGAGUCAAAGGGAGAGGGAGGGAAAGGAGACAGAGACUGAUUGAUUGAGAUCCUUCAUCCACUAGUUCACUCCCAAAAUGGCUGUGAUAGGCAGGGCUGGGCCUGGCCAAAACUAGGAGCCUGAAACUUUAUAUGGGUCUCCAGUGUGGGUGUCAAGUAUCUAAGUGCUUGUGCCAUUUUCUGCUGCUUUCCCAGGCAUAUUAGCAAGGAGCUGGAUUGGAAGUAGAAUAGCCGGACUUGAAUUGGUACUCAUGGGUUUCUGGCUUCACAGGCACUGGCUUAACAGUCUGUACCACGAUGCCAUCUCUAACCUAUUUCUUUCUCUUUCUCUCUUUUGUAAAGGUUUAUUUAUUUAUUUGAAAGAGUUACAGGUGGGGGAACGGAAGGAGGGGAAGAGAGAGAGAGAAAGAGAGAGCGAAAUAGAGAUCUUUCAUCCUCUGGUUCACUUCCCCAGAUGGCCACAACUGUCAGAACUGGGCCAGACUAUAACCAGGAGCUUCUUCCAGGUUUCCCACAUGGAUAAUGGGCCCAAGAACUUGGGCCAUCUUCUGCUUUUCCUAGCCCAUUAGCAUACAGAGAAAAUGCAGCCCCACAAAGGAAGGAAGCAGACCCCGGACACUAACCUUGAAAAGUGGUUGCUCCCAAUUAACUAGCUAAGCAGCUGCCCAGUAUUAUCUUGUCAAGGGAGGGAAGAUGUCCUAAGUUCUGCUAUCUGUAACUCCAGUGAUAAAUCUGCCCUAUAAAUCCUCUCCAGGUAUCUCUUUUGUAGCCAUACAGAAUCCACUGACCAUUGAAAAGUGUGGCCUUAAGUCACAUAGGAUGCAGUUUAAACCCACUGCUGUACUGGCUAAGGUGUGAUGCUGAUGAACCUAUAAAUAUGGUAAGAAACUUGGGAUUGAUGCUCAGUUUUCAGGAAAUGAUUCCGGUUGAGCCCACUCAUGUUAAUACACUGCUUUGGAUCCUCCACUGUCUCUGGUGCCUGUUUGAAAGAAGGGAGUUUUCACAUCCCAGGUUUCCAUAACAAGCACAGAGAGCUGGAUCGGAAAUGGAGCAGCCAGGACUAAAAUCAGCACCCAUAUGGGAUGCUGGCGCCGCAGGUUGUAGUUUAGCCUACUACACCACAGCAGUGCCGCCCCCCCCAAGCCUGUUUCUUUAAAUGUUAGUUAUGCUUUUGACUUGUUCUGUCCUUUAACCUGUUUCUACACCCCUGGCAAUAGGAACCAUUUGAGAAGUCAGAGGUACUUGAACAGUUGAAAGGACUGCAGUGGAACCCAUUGCAAAGCAGUUGUUAUCUUCAAUGUACUAUUUUCAAGGCGAUUGAUAUUCCAAAUAAGCCAGUGUACAAGUUAAAGGGUUCCAUUCACAGAAGCCAUUGGUUCAGCUGUUUUUGGAUCCAUCUUGAAAAGCCUUGCUCUAGGGGCAAGCAUUGUAGCAUAGCCAGUAAAGCCACUCCCGCAUCCCAUAGGGCGCCUGUUCCUGUCUCUGCUACUAUGCUUCCUAUCCAGCUCCCUGCUAAAGGCCUGGGGAAAGCAGCAGAAUAUGGUUCAAGUGCUUUGGCCCCGCAUCCACGUGGUAUAACCGAUUGAAGAUCCUGGCUUUGAGCUGUCUCAGCCCUGGCUGUUGCAGCAAUUUGGAAAAUGAACCAGCAGAUGGACGGUAUCUCUACCUCUCUCCCUAUCUUCCUCUCUCUCCUUCUCCCUCCCUCCCUCUCUCUGUAAGUCUUUCAAAUAUUUUUUUUUUUAAAAAGAACCUCUGAUCACUUAAUUUGUGGAUACAUCAAGAAUAAAAAAAAGCCUUGCCCUAGAACUUGACAUCUGACAACUUUAGUAAAGAAAGAUGGAUGGCAUCUCACUGAUGUUUGCAACAACCUAACUCUGGAUGUAUUAGUGCUUUAACUUCUUGGAUUCUUAAAUUUGUGCAGACUACAAAUCAUGGCUUGUAUAAGUGUUUAUUUUAGUCAAGCUUAUGACAGAGCAGUGCCCUACUCCCAAGUUUUUUAAAUUUGCUAGCAUUUCUGAUAUAUGCAUAAGUCCCAGCAAGUAAUUCUAACUUCAACUGUCAUUUGUUCACUAAUUAGCUCCAUAGGCUGCUUAACAAGGUUGCAGUCUAUCUUAAGAUUGUGAGUUUGGAAUUUGGCUGGUCUUGAAACAAGCACAUCUGCCUUCAGUUUCCAGUUGAAAACUUGUAGGUGUAUGCCUUGUCCUGAAUACCAUUACCAAUUAAUUCAGUUUAAUCAGAUGAUUGUUAUUGUCGUAAAACCUGAAUUCAACAUGUGUACUAAAUUGACCUAAUUAUCAGAUGUAAUCAGUUUUUAUGGUCUGUUUAAGUCAUAAAUACAAGUCCCUUUGCUGAUGUGUUCUACUCUUCUCUAAGAAAUAAAAGAGUGAGCCUUGGCCCUCCUAUUGGUGAAGACCAGGGAGGUAAGGGUGAGGAUAAUCUAUACUGCUGCAAAAGUCUGCAGUGGUUCUUGGAGGCAGCUGCCAGAUAAAAGGAAGUGGUUGUUGUGGUAAUUAAAAAAUUAAGACUUUACAUUGAAUCAGCCUGUAGCCAAAAUGUAGUGGUAGAUUCCUCUUUUACAUGUUACAUUUCUAGUUGCCCUUAAUAUUAUCAACAAUAUUCUAUCUUUUCUUUACUGUUAACCAAAUUUCAUCAUUCAGAAAUACCAGGGGAAGGAGAUACAAAGGUAGCAUGGUUUAUUUGAGAACCUUUACCUCUACCCUGUUCCUGAUAUAAAUCUGGUGCACUAAAGUUAGAAAGUUGGAUCUCUUCCAUACUGAGGAAUAAUAAUUCAUUUUUAUUUUUAUGUUGUAUGUGCAUUCUCAAAACUAAUUGUGGCUGUCUGCCUUGAUUAAGAGCAGAUGCAAAUAUUGAGUCUUUUACUGUUGAAAUCCAAGAGUUGUGAAUUUAAAACAUCUUUCAUUUCCUUGGAUCCUCUAAUCAACGGAUAACCUUUUAAUUAGCUUUGGAAAUAAAAGUAUAAACAAGCAAAUCAUGGUGUUUUCAUGUGAACACCAGACAUUGAGAAUUUAAUUCAGACAUGAUAAAUCUCCACCAAAAAUGAACUAGUCCAUUGGGGAAGGUAGGGCAUGAACUUAAUCUAGAGUUUUCUAAAUCUGGGGCAAUUUUAGGUCCUUUGAUGUGAAAUCUGGAGUAUUUUAGUUUUCCAUUCAUAGCAGAACUAAGAAUUCCUGACUGGCAAGCAAAAAAUGACCUGUUUUUCCACAUCCUAUCUAGAAUGUUAAAUUUCAGGAAAGCAGUUUGAUUUAGAACACUUGUCUUUUUUCCUACCUCAAUUAUCAUAGGCAGUUUUAUCUAUAAUACGUUUUAAGGACUUGUUGGGUACCUGUGGGGAUAUGUAACUUCAAGAAAGGAUUGACCUGAGUGUAGGUAACUACCUACUAGGUGACUAAAACUGUUUUAAGGGUGAUAAUCUGCGGAUAUGAAUUGUAGGUUGAAGAUUAGCUGCCUGUUACUCUUUAAUAACUGUUGAAGUUUGGGUUAGUUAUGCUCUUCUCUACUUUUGUGUUUGAAAUUUUUCAUAAUUAUUAAAGAAAAACUACAUUGGUAAUUGGCCAUCUGGAGAGGAGAUGUUUGCUUAGGACGUAAGAGUUCAGGUUUUAAAAACUGUUGACUUGGGACUGGCACUGUGGCAUGUAGUUUAAGCUUCCACCUGCAGUACCAGCAUCCCAGAUGGGCACUGGUUUGUGACCCAGCUGCUCCUCUUCCAAUCCCGCUCUCUGCUAUGGCCUGGGAAAGCAGUAGAAAAUGACCCAAGUGCUUGGGCCCCUGCACCCGCAUGGGAGACCCAGAAGAAGCUCCUGGCUUCGGAUCUGGCCCAGCUCUGGUGGUUGUGGACAUUUGGGGAGUGGACCAUCUUAUGGAAGACCUUUCUAUCUCUUCCUCUCUUUGUCUGUAACUCUACUUCUAAAAUAAUCUUUUUUAAAAAAUUAUUGACUUCAAUCCAGAAAAGAAUCUAAUUUAUUAGAGAGACUGUCACAUAAGAUCUGUAGAUACGAUGUGAAGACAUCCAUAUGAUAAGAAAUGGCUCUUAACAUUCUGCAAUUCUCAAGAAUAGUCAAUAGCUACAUGUAAAACUAAUUUUUAUUAACUGUAUAACAUUUGCUUGUAGUUUAAUCUAAUUGAGGUGAGUGAACCACUUCAGGUUUUACUAUUUCAGUAACAGUUUUCCUAAUAAUUAUCUCUGCCUUCAAGUUCACUUUUUUCUUUACAUUUGGCUGCCAGAGGGGAUUUUGGAAACCAGGAAAUUUCCUCACUGGUGAACUGCUUUUUCUCCCUUUGGUGAGUGGCUUCUGUGACUGGCUAGACUAGGGGAAUGGGAAUGUUUCCAUAAUACUGAAGUUCAAUUAAAUGAAUUCUUACAAAUUCAGACCAGUGAAUAAAAGUGUUAAGAUCUUUUCCAGUCAAGGUUAUUGGUUAAUGUUACUAAUGUAUUAGUGUUAUAUGGGUGGUGAAUCCCCCACAUAAUUAGGAAAUUUUUCUUGCGAGACCUUAUGACUUUUUCCAAACUCUGUAUGUGUAAGUAUGUAAGAUAUGGGUUUUUCAAAUUGUUUGCAGAAUUGUAGGAAAAAUCUGCCCUACUAGUAGGAUUCUAAAGUGUACUAGGCUUAAAGAAACUGUUUAAUUUCAUUGCUCUGGUAUGUUAGCCACCUCAAAGUUAGAAUUUUUACCUUAAUAAAAAGCCAAUUUAUUUUCAGUUGCUCUGCUUGCCUUAGCAGUUGAACUUUGUUUUCUGCCUUUUAACUGUGCUUAGCUUAGCUUCAGCAACCUAAGUAGGUCUCCCCUUCCUAGUUGUUUUGAAGCAUGGCAUAUGUUUGGCUUUUGUUAACCUAGUUCUUUCCCUUUACUGAUUGCUUUUUCCAACAUUUUAUUAUGAAAAUGUUCUAAAUAUACAGAAAAAUUGGAUGAAUAUAUAUCCACGACCUAGAUUUUAUAAUGAACAUUUUACUCUACUUACUUUUUCACAUAUCCAUCUCUAAAUUCUUAUUUUUGAUGCAUUUCAAUGUAAAUUGCAGACUUAAAUACACUGCACCCCAAAUAUCUCAGAAAGAAUAUUGUUAACUAGAAUUCUGUAUUUCUUACAGAUUCUUCUUUUGAGGUAAAUUUUACAUAGUGAAAUGCAAGAAAUCUUAAGUGAUGCAGUCAGUUUUGAUAAAUCAUAACUGACAAAUCAUAACUUGAAUCCCAUGUGCUGAUCAAGAUAGCAUCAUCCCUGAAAAAUCCCUUCAUGCCCCUUCCCAGUCAAUCCUUACUUCUAUCCCCAUCCUUCAGGUAACAAUUGUUCAUUCUGGUUUUACCGCCAUUAGAGAUUGACUUUCUGUUAUUCAAACUGUAUGUAACUGAAUCUAAUUUUGUGCUCUUUUGUGUAAGGCUGAUUUCAAUAUAAUAUAUUUGGGAUUCAUCUAUCUUACACGUCUCAAUAGUUGUUUUCUUCUUAUUUCUGAGUAGUAUUUCAUUAUAUGGCUGUGUUCUGUUGAUGGAUACUUGGUCUAUUUCCAAUUUUCAGAUGUGAGUAAAGCUUCUAUGAAUGUUUUUCUGGAAAUCAUUUUGUGAACACUUUUCAUUCCUCUUGAAAGAGAAUUGUUGGGUCAUAAGUUAGGUGUAUGUUUAGUAUUAUAAGAAACUGCUGGGCAUUUUUCCAAAGUAAUUGUACCAUUCUUACAUUCCCAUCAGCAAUAUAUGAGAGUUCUAGUUUUUCCAUUUCUAUCAGCAUAUGGUGGUGUCAGUCUUUUUGGUUUUAGCCAUUCUAGUGAGUGCCUAAGUGAUAUCUUGUGGUUAAAAUUUACAUUUUCUUAAUUUUUUAUCAAGCAUUUUUAUGUGUAUAUUCCUUUGUGAAGUAUGAUCAGACUGUUUCACAUUUUGGGAGAAAUUUGUACAUGUUGAUUACAAAUCUUUGUCAAAUAUACUUCGCACUUCUUUUUAAAUUGUCCUUAUCUAACUAGUGUACAAAUGUUAUACACUUUUAUGCUCAAAAUAAUUGGGCCAGAAUUUCCAAGUUAUUUAGCUGAAAGUUGGUGUUUUGCUUAUGCUAACCAGUGUCCUAAUGGCCUGAAACUUUAAUUAUUAAAAUACAAUGAAACAUCAGGAAUCUGAAUUAGUUGGAAGAAACGUAAUUGCUGGCGAGUCUAUUACUACCAAACCUUCGAAGGAAUGUCAAUUAAUACUUGAAGUAUUGCUCAGAUGUACUCAGAUUACACCAUAACCAUGACCAGCUUAACCUUGGUUUAUAUGUCUUCUUACUGACUCAGAUUCAAACUGUUUUGUGUGCAACCUGUAUCGUAUUUUAGGUAUCCAAUGGAGAAUAAUAAGUUUCUAGGAUCAGGACUUUGAGGUUUCCCAGUGUUGUAAGCUAUAGUUUUAUCACUGGAUUGGUCCUUUAUUUUAUCAACUCAUAGGUUUUCUGAGUGAUUACUAAAUUUUAAAUUAAUAGUCAUAGCUUGAUUUAGUAGGAAAUGUAAAAAUUGGAAUAAUGUUUAUUUUCAGUCAUAUACUUUUCAAAAUCUAUUAGACUGCAGAGGUCUUCUGUUAGUGUUUCUGUUGUCAAAUUAUAGUGUAAAAUCUAUUGUUCAUAAAUAUUUAUUAAUAGGUGGCUACAAAUUAUUACAUUGGAAAAGGGUGGAACAGACAUACCUUAAAUCUGAGUAACCAUACAUAUGGGGGGGAGUAAAUGCUUUAUUUUUAUUUAUAGUAAAGCUAAAAAUACACAAAAUUAUUGUACAAGAUUUUUUUAACACAGUUAAGAUUGACACUAAGUUUGCACUUCUUACAGAAAGUAAAUAAAAUAGUUACUGAAAGAGGUUUUAGCUUUUAAAAUAGUUUGCAAAGCCAAAACACCAUUUUUCACAAACACAUUUGAAAUUUUUUAUGAUUAAGCUUAGGAGCUAUAAUUUGAACCUUAAAUUUGACACUAACACUUUCUGUAUGAUAAUGCAUGACUGGGGCCACCAGCUAGGCUGAAAAAGUGAAUUAAGCAUACACUUUAUUUUCUAAUCUUUUUUUUCUUUUUUGCUGUAGUUCCAAACUGCAUUUAUUAGUUUAAGUAGAAAGGAAUUCCCCAUCCUCGAUUUCAUCCCUAUAGUUGAGAAAUCUUGAAGAUAUUGAAUCCUAUGAAUAAUUUAAAUAUUGCUGUCCUCUUGAAUACUACUUCUAGUGUUAGAAAAAAACAAGAAAGAAAUUGUUCAAUAUCAUAGACUGGUUUUCAUAAAUACAUACAUUCUGAACAAUUUAAAACAGGUCAUCAAAGAAGGAGGUACCUUUCUCUGAAGGGAGGAGAGAACCUCCACUUUGACUAUGACCUUGUCUAAACAAGAUAAGAGUCGGAGAACUCAGAGGGCUUCCAUAGCCUUGGAAACUCAUGACUGGAGCAUAGGGAGAUUACUGAUGCCAUAGACAGGAGUGUCAAUUGGUAAAGUCAACAACAGGAGUCACUGUGCACUUACUCCUCAUGUAGGAUCUCUAUCCUUAAUGUGCUGUGCAUUGAGAUUUAAUGCUAUAACUAGUACUCAAACAAUAUAUUUCACUUUGUGUUUCUAUGGGGGUGCAAACUGUUGAAAUCCUUACUUAAUGCAUACUAAACUGAUCCUUUGUAAAAAAAAAAAAAAAGAAAUUAUCAAUUCCCAACUUGACUCUCACUGGGAUUAAACAUGACAAUAGGUCUGC
Messenger RNA from Oryctolagus cuniculus (rabbit), 12327 nucleotides. RefSeq names its product ALG13 UDP-N-acetylglucosaminyltransferase subunit. The record is from RefSeq and is a predicted model, not a curated record. Gene Ontology annotation, biological process: protein deubiquitination. Gene Ontology annotation, molecular function: cysteine-type deubiquitinase activity; K63-linked deubiquitinase activity. Lineage: Eukaryota; Metazoa; Chordata; Mammalia; Lagomorpha; Leporidae.